GACCCGACGUCCGUGCGUCCGUCCGCCCCUCGCUCCGCCGCGGCAGCAGCAGCAGCCCGAGGAGCCGCAGCCCGAGGCGGCGGCCGCGCGGGCCCAUGGCGUACAGUCAAGGAGGCGGCAAGAAGAAAGUGUGCUACUACUACGACGGUGACAUUGGAAACUAUUACUAUGGACAGGGUCACCCCAUGAAGCCUCAUAGAAUCCGCAUGACACAUAACUUGCUGUUAAAUUAUGGGUUAUACAGAAAAAUGGAAAUAUAUAGGCCCCAUAAAGCCACUGCUGAAGAAAUGACAAAAUACCACAGUGAUGAGUAUAUCAAGUUUCUACGGUCAAUAAGACCUGAUAACAUGUCUGAGUAUAGUAAGCAGAUGCAGAGAUUUAAUGUUGGAGAAGACUGUCCAGUGUUCGAUGGGCUCUUUGAGUUUUGUCAGCUCUCAACUGGAGGCUCAGUUGCUGGGGCUGUGAAGUUAAACCGCCAGCAAACUGAUAUGGCGGUUAACUGGGCUGGAGGCUUACACCAUGCCAAGAAGUCUGAGGCAUCAGGCUUCUGUUACGUCAACGAUAUUGUGCUGGCCAUCCUUGAGUUACUCAAGUAUCAUCAGAGAGUCUUAUAUAUUGAUAUUGAUAUCCAUCAUGGUGAUGGCGUUGAAGAAGCUUUUUAUACAACAGAUCGUGUAAUGACUGUUUCAUUCCAUAAAUAUGGGGAGUACUUUCCUGGCACGGGAGAUUUGAGGGACAUUGGUGCUGGAAAAGGAAAGUACUAUGCCGUCAACUUUCCCAUGCGAGAUGGCAUUGAUGAUGAGUCAUAUGGGCAGAUAUUUAAGCCUAUCAUCUCAAAAGUGAUGGAGAUGUAUCAGCCCAGUGCUGUGGUGCUGCAGUGUGGAGCUGACUCCUUAUCUGGUGAUAGGCUCGGGUGCUUCAAUCUCACUGUCAAAGGUCAUGCUAAAUGUGUAGAAGUUGUAAAAACUUUUAACUUGCCUUUGCUGAUGCUCGGGGGAGGUGGCUACACGAUCCGUAACGUGGCUCGAUGCUGGACCUAUGAGACGGCUGUGGCCCUUGAUUGUGAGAUCCCCAAUGAGUUGCCAUAUAAUGAUUACUUUGAGUAUUUCGGACCAGACUUCAAACUGCACAUCAGUCCUUCAAACAUGACAAACCAGAACACGCCAGAGUACAUGGAAAAAAUAAAACAGCGUUUGUUUGAAAAUCUGCGCAUGUUACCACAUGCACCUGGUGUCCAGAUGCAAGCGAUUCCAGAAGACGCAGUUCAUGAAGACAGUGGGGAUGAGGAUGGAGAAGACCCUGACAAGAGGAUUUCUAUCCGAGCAUCAGACAAGCGGAUAGCCUGCGAUGAAGAAUUCUCAGAUUCCGAGGAUGAAGGGGAAGGAGGUCGUAGAAAUGUGGCUGAUCAUAAGAAAGGGGCAAAGAAAGCUAGGAUUGAAGAAGAUAAGAAAGAAACAGAGGACAAAAAAACAGAUGUUAAAGAAGAAGAUAAAUCCAAGGACAAUAGUGGUGAAAAAACAGAUACCAAAGGAGCCAAAUCAGAACAACUCAGCAACCCUUGAAUUUAAGUCUCCUCGAUUUUAGGAAGCAUUUAAAGUGAGAAAAUACUAGGAUGAAAAUGUUUUCUGUUUGAAGACUUCUGGUUUCAUUUUAUACUACUUUUAGCAUGGACUAUAUUUAUUUUCAAAAUGGCCUUUUUUUUGUUUUUGUUUUUCUUGGCAAGUUUUAUUGUGAGUUUUUCUAAUUAUGAAGCAAAAUUUCUUUUGUCCACCAUGCUUUAUGUGAUAAUAUUUAAAUUGAUGUGGUAUGUCAAAGAAAACACCCCUGACCUAUUAAAGAAGUAUUUGGCCUUUCUGAGCUGACUUUUUCCAUCUUUUGUAAUUAUCUUUAUUAAAAAACUGUGCUUGGA
Molecule: messenger RNA, 1909 nt
Organism: Jaculus jaculus (lesser Egyptian jerboa)
Lineage: Eukaryota; Metazoa; Chordata; Mammalia; Rodentia; Dipodidae
Gene: Hdac2
Product: histone deacetylase 2
Exons: 14
Coding region: 96-1562 (488 amino acids)
Molecular function (GO): histone deacetylase activity
Source: RefSeq, a predicted model, not a curated record